Perkinsus marinus ATCC 50983 is the source of this 1367-nucleotide messenger RNA. RefSeq lists its product as hypothetical. The transcript is spliced from 4 exons. NCBI's taxonomy places the organism in Eukaryota, Perkinsozoa, Perkinsida, Perkinsidae. The coding region runs from base 21 to 1019 and encodes 332 amino acids. The record is from RefSeq and is a predicted model, not a curated record. Gene Ontology annotation, molecular function: metal ion binding; mRNA binding.
AGUAGUGUGAUUAUUAAAUAAUGUCGUCAUCGUCUGUUCUGGGAGAGUCGCCCUGUAAGCUGGGCUCUGAUCUUAACUCGCCUUCUGCUACACUGAUGAGGAGAUCAGCUACGGAGCCGUCAAGCAGACCAUCUCGGGCACAUGGCAGCAAUAAGGGAAGGGGUCGUGUAGGGGGAAGCGACAAUAAAAAGUUGCGUCCCGUCGACCUAAGCAAACACCUGUUGAAGACUAAGGUAUGUAGUCUCUAUCUGGAAGGACGUUGUCAUUAUGGUUCCAAGUGUUUCUUUGCUCACUCGACCUCGGAGUUGCAACAACAACCGAAUCUUAAGAAGACUAGUUUGUGCAGACUGUAUAGGCAAGGUAAGUGCAAUAAAGGAGCUGCAUGCACCUACGCUCAUUCGGCUGCUGAACUGAGGGCUACCGAGAAAACUGUCAUGUGCAUAUGGUGGUUGAGUGGUCACUGUAGUCAUGGAUCUAAAUGCCGCUUUGCUCAUGGAGAGGCUGAGUUGAGAUCGCCGCCCAAGUCGGACUCAACCGUCUCGUCCAUUGCAGAGAGUAGUCCACGUUCCGAGGUAUCGCAGUUUGACAACCGCAUGACGGAAAGUCACAGCUCUAACACCUUGGCGUCAUCUCCGUAUGGCUUUGAGCACGCCGCCACUUUCAACUGGAGUAAAGCUUCCGACCCUGUUGAAGAGGAACUGUGCGAGACGGACGAGUUUGGGACCUCGCCGGCUAACUUGUUGCCCUCUGCCUUGACUCACGAUAUCAUUGAUUCGGAUCCUGAGGAAGAGCAGGCUGAACUUGAGAGGAACUUUCCAAGGUCACCCUUUGAGAUGGUUCGAGGUGCACCGACGGUUGCCGCACUUCCCUCACCGGCCCCGCCUGGAGAGCUCCCUCAGUGUAUUGGUUGCCAGAAUACCGUCUCGAAUGUUGGUGAUGUGUUAUGCCAGAGAUGUUUGGCUGGUUGCUGUGCUGCUAUCACGAGUGGUGAUAGUAACAGCUUUUUGAUCUCUAUGUAGAUAUUUGUCCCUAGGGAGUCUCGCAGAUUCACGUCCGAGUUGGCGUGUUCACAUUCGAGACUCCAACAUGGUUUCGAUAGUCGUGAUUCUCAUAAGUUUGUCGAUGCUUUGUCCCUACAAGAGCGAACACAGCAAUUGCUUUCAUUGCUGACUACUGCUGUUGUUUGCUGCACACAUGGCUGCUACGGCGACCGGUUACUUACGGGUUUUGACUAUGAUGCUUAGGUGUCGUCCUGGUCGUCAGGCUAUAGUGUGCAACUUCAUCUCAUCUGGUUAUCCCUUUCUACUAUGGUGUAGUAGUCUACUAUUCUUCUUCCCAGGUUUACUAACGAUUAGUUUUCCAUUGGU